UUUCUGCUGAAAAAGGGGGGACUUCUUUAACAUAGUAACUGAUUGAUCGAUUCAUUGAUUUGCUCCGAAAUGACGGAAAUUACAGAGAUGGAGAAUGAGCCCCAGGGCAGGGACCUUCAGCGACCACAGGCCACCGUGCCCAACCAACCAGAGUCAAAGUUGCAGAGACUGAAGCGCUCCCUCUCCUUCAAGUCGGUCAUGCGCAGCAAAAGCGUGGACAACUUUUUCCAGCGCAGCAACAGCGACCCCCGCCAGCCCCCGGCUGUCAUCACCACCGCCCCACUUCAACCGACUCCUCCCUGCUUCCCUGAGGCCGCGCCCAUGUACGAGCACUCACCCUGCCUGUCCCCCAACGUCAGUCCCAACCCGUCUUUGUCGUCGCAGUCCUCCGCCAUCAGCCCCUCGCUGUCCGUCACUCCAAACACUCAGCCAAAGACCCAGGCCCAGCCGGUGCAGACACUGAAGACCCACUGUUUUCAGGAGCACGUCUUUCGCAGGUCCACCAGCUGCCAGCGAUGCAAACACAUGAUCCAUGGAAACUCCAAGCAGGGGCUGCGAUGCAAGGCCUGCAAACUCGCUGCCCACCUCUGGUGCUCGUCGGAGCUCUCCCAGCUUCCCUGCAAUGGCAAGUCGGGGGCUUUCAAAAGAAACUUCAGCUCUCCUCUGCUGACCAUCGAUCCCCUGGGUGUGGUCCGAGAGGCUCCUGCUGCUCAGGAAGCCGAGAACGGCACUGUUGACCCAGUAUAUGAAGCGCUGCGCUAUGGGACAUCGCUGGCUCAGAUGAGUCGUUCCAGCUUCGGCAGCAUCUCCGAGUCUCCCAGUCAUGAGGGAGAAAAACAGCAAGACAAACUAGAAAACCAGCCCAUACCUGAAGAGGAACACAUACCAGGAAUGCUCACCCCUCCCGAAAGUGAGAAAGCUGAUUCCGAAGACAGAGUCAGUCUGAAGACACCCAAACAACUAGACGUCCCCUCCAUCCACACCUACGUGGCUCUCUACAAGUUCCUGCCUCAGGAGAAGGAUGACUUAGAGCUACGACCCGGAGACAGGAUUAAAGUCACAGACGACUCCAACGAGGACUGGUGGAAGGGGAAAAGCAGAGACAAAGUUGGAUUUUUCCCAGCCAACUUUGUGCAUCGAGUUCGGCCCGGUGAGAGAGUAUGGAAGGUCACGGCCGGUUUCCAUGGCAACAGAGACAAAGGGCAGAUGACUGUAAAAGAGGCCCAGAUCUGCGUGGGGAAGAGCGAAGAGGCCGACGGUUUCCUUCGCCUGACGAGUGGAAAGAAGCGAGGCUUGGUCCCGGUGAAGUACCUGAUGGAGAUUUGAUGGCAGCACAUUCCUCCGUGACACUCGUUUUGAUAGAGACGUUGACUGAGGAGUGUUUACCCAACACGUGGUUGACUGCCAGCCAACCACCGCCACCUCCUCCAGAAGUGUAGGCAGCUGGAGUGGACAACUGACGCAAUGUUGUAAUGGACCACAGUGGCUCGGAGAGGUUGAGACAAGGGCAGGCUUAUCGACAGCUACUUUUCUUUGGGGUUUUUUCUACUGUAGCACAACUGAACUCAGUGUGGUUUAUUACAACUAGAAAAUAUGUAGCAUUGCAUACAAGGGGUUAAGUGGGCAGAGAGCCCGGUUACCUCACUGGCCAAUUCCCACUGGCCUUCUAUCUGCAAAAAAACAAACCAACAAUAAAGUAAUGACAUUUGCGAUGAUGUCGAGGCCCAUAUUAAUGAACUUUUGAUCAAACUGUCUGCACUUCAAUGUUCGUGGCAACAAGACGUGAGCGUGUAAUAGGCUGUAGCUGUGUGUGGUAGCAUCUUUUGUUCUUUAGCAGUUUGGGUUAAUGAAGUUGCGUCCGCUCUUAUAUUUUGCAGACCUCACCUCUCUUCUCCUGGGUUACAGAUUCGUAAUCCGUUUCUGCUGAUUUCUCUGGGAGAGAUUCAGGUAUUUCAAUACAGCUCCACUUUGGUCAAAUGAAAGUCAUAACACACACGCACACACUUUAUUUUGGACUGUUCUCCUGUGAUCAGAUUACAGUUGAGUUUUCGUGCUCCGCGGCUCUGAUGUGACGAAUGUCCUGCGUGCACCUCAGGGGAGCUUCUUUCUCGGUACGUCCUUCAGUCACGCUGACUUUCCACCCUCUGGUUUUAAUGUUCACUCUGCUCCAUGCACCUCUGAAAUCAAUCACCACGAGCUGCUUCCCUGUCGUCGUAGACUCUGCCUGCUUCAUGGGUUUUGUGUUUUUUAAUGUACAGCUUCAUACGGCGGUGCGUCCCCAGCAUCGUACGGCAGAAAGAAGUGCUGCGCUGACACUUUUUCUUCCUCAGAAUUCACGUGGACGAGCUAUAACCAAACUAAGUGUUAGUCUUAUCAGCACACGUGGUGACUUAUGGGUAACCGUGGAGAUGUUAUUGUUGCAGCAAUAGGCAAAGUCACCUCCCAUCACCUACGUUAUUGUUCCGUAACAACAAACCCUAAGGCAGGAACACAGUGAACACACUGCCUUUGUCGCAGCAAUAAGUGUAAAGACAAAGACAUGACAGUAUUUGUAAAUAGCCUUAAUAAGAAGCUUCAUAUAUAUAUAUAUUUAUAUAUAUAUAUAUGUAUAUAUAUAUAUAUAUAUACUGACUUUGAACAACACUCUGACCUGGUUGACUGCAUCUACCCAAUAGUUGAGAAAGGGGGCGCUGACUUCCAGUCUAAAUACAGAUUCUGCUUUUGUUUUGUUUGUUUUUUUGUCAACCUUGCAGAUGUAUGUAAUGCACCUCUCAGCCCUCUUAGCACAAACCUUUCUAAAUACUAUGCACAACCACUGGGGUUUUUCCACUUUAUUUUAAUCCGUGCUUACGUCCAGUGUCUGCUCAUACACACACACACACACACACGUCGGUGUAUAACUGUAUCUUUGCUUUCACAAUGGAAAAUUCAGAUUCAAACUGAAUUACAGCUGCAGGAGUGUCCGCCAGGGAUUCAUUCAUGCUCUAUCAAAACAUUUACCGUCAAUGACUAGCGCUGACUCAGGAUCAGUAUUCAGGUAAAACGCCAGUACCACACUAAUGCACACUACCAUGCCUGAUCUCUGCAUGGCUAGCUGCCCCCUGGUCCUCACACCUCUCAAUAAAAGUCAGA
Molecule: messenger RNA, 3132 nt
Organism: Cynoglossus semilaevis (tongue sole)
Lineage: Eukaryota; Metazoa; Chordata; Actinopteri; Pleuronectiformes; Cynoglossidae
Product: SH3 and cysteine-rich domain-containing protein 2-like
Exons: 11
Coding region: 70-1326 (418 amino acids)
Biological process (GO): skeletal muscle contraction; positive regulation of voltage-gated calcium channel activity; positive regulation of protein localization to plasma membrane
Molecular function (GO): protein binding
Source: RefSeq, a predicted model, not a curated record